Platichthys flesus (European flounder) is the source of this 2535-nucleotide messenger RNA. RefSeq lists its product as uncharacterized. The transcript has 18 exons. The coding region runs from base 133 to 2496 and encodes 787 amino acids. Lineage: Eukaryota; Metazoa; Chordata; Actinopteri; Pleuronectiformes; Pleuronectidae. The record is from RefSeq and is a predicted model, not a curated record.
GAAGCAUAUGUUGCCAGCCUGAUCAGGUUUUAUCAAGCAAGUGUUUGACUUUAGCGUGUGUGUCUGUGGUAGCAGGUGUAGUUUGCUAGCAGCCAGGCUAGCUUUAGACACUUUGCUAACACUUCAGCAACGAUGGCUUUUGGGUCCAGCCUCGUGUUCCUCCUCUUGUCAGUGUGGUCAACUGCAAAAUGUGACCAGAUUCCCAGUGAAGUUCGUAUGGAGUGUCAUGAUCGUUACUUCCUGAUAGCUGCUGAUCUCUCAUUCACUGGAAAAGAAGCUCACUUUGAGGCUGUUGAUGGAACAGGUGUUUACCCAAUCACAAAGCCGUAUGCUGCUGUGUGUGGAUACUCUGUCAGUCAUCUCCCUCUUAAAGGCAGUAUGGAGCUCCGAGCCUCCUACUUCAGCUGUCACAGUGCCAACAAAGAUGAUGCAUUUUUCACAUUCACCUUCAACCUGGUCGUGAGCCGUGAAGGAGGGGCGGUCACCUACACUUUGAAUGAGACCUGUUCUCCCACUCUGCCCUGGUCUCCCAGAGAGGUCACCUGUGAGGCCAACUACCUAGAGGUGUCUGUGAGGAGUGACGUGGUGUGUCCAACUGGGACAAAGGGAGACGAUUGGAAUGCUGCUGUCCAAACUGCAUAUGGUUCAGCCACCUCAGACUGGCAGGUGAUGUUUCAUGAAGCAGAAGAGCAGCUGAAAGCGAUGGAACUGUCUGAAGCUCGCACACAGGGCUAUUUGUUUGACCUGACCACAGGACGCCUUGUAAUGCGCACACCGUAUGGACAACCGCAUUCAUUUAACAAGGAGGUGAACGGUGUUCCAGUAGAGGUUGUCCAUGCAACUCUGUUCUCCAGACAAAGCUGGGUUGUCCUCAUGGUCCACCUUGAGGCUGCUUGCUCCAUUUCUGAAGGAUCAUACGAUGAUGCUGGAUACAUGGUGUGGGAGACUUCUGAGGCGUUGAACCCGCUGGUGUCUGGUCUGACCAACACACAGGUCAACGUCGGUAUCGGUGGUGAACUUUUGGAGCAGUCGGUGGCAGAGGAGCAAGGCUUCAUUGUGGAGAAGCACAACGGCUCGGUAGAGAUCAGCAUCCCCUAUAACGCUGAAGGAGGAUACAGGAAGAGCUUUGUGUCUGGGGAUCUCUACGAGUACUACAUCUUUCAUCUCCAUUUGGAGCAAAUCGCAGGGGAUGAGGACCAUAUUGACACCAGACUUCGCUCACACAGGACACUCGUAACUCCUCUUCUGCCACGUCCUGUAUUUACAGAGAACCGAACCAUCCAUGAGGAGCGAGUUUUCACAAUCUACCUGGGAGAUGUUCCUGAGGAUGUCGAGCUCUCUGCUGUUCAGCUAAAUGAACACGCACAUAUAUUCACAAAUGAGAGUGACCGCAGCAUCACAAAGGUUGUUCAUCCCAACAACACCCAUGGCUACACUCUGAAGGUGCCUUUCGAUGACCCUGCUGUCAUUAAGAAGUUCUCUAAAGAAGAUGAAGCUAUGAAGCACAGACUGGAAGUCAACUACACACUGACCGUUCUGCCUGAGAAUGAGCCGUUUUUCCACCUGACCUCAGUCAUGGCACUAUCGGACAUAACUCCUCCAGAGUUUGAAGCAGUCUGUUCCGAGUCUGGAAUCAGCUUCAAACUGGACCACCGGCCUUUCGACUACCUGUGGAACAUCCAUAUCGGUUCUGAACUGCUGACGCCAGAACUGGCAACCCAGCAGGGCUACAUCCUGACCAACAAUAGCCAGAGUCUGCUGCUCGAGGUCCCCCUCUUCACUCCUGGAUACGUGUAUGGGGACGUUGCUCUGAAGGGAUUCCUUGGCACUUUUGAAAUCCUCAUUCAAUAUCAAGGAACAUCAGAGGUCCAGGGCUCAACUGUGAAGACGUGUCCAUUCACUACUGCCGAGUUCAUUUCGUGUUCCACUGAUGGGAAGAUGACUGUGGUGGCUGACCUGUCUCUGGCCGUCUCAAGUGGAGGAAUCCCUUCUAGGUCCAACCUCCUGAGCAUGCAGUGUCGACCCAAAGAAGCAGGCGACACCAGGGCUAUGUUCUCUUUCAUUCUCAACAGCUGUGGCUCCAUAAUAAAGCUCGGUAAGGAAUAUGUGACGUACGAAAACGAGAUUUCCUUCAGCAGGAUGUUCAAUUUUCAGAAAAAUCCAUCAGAUUCCAGCAAUGAGAUUGACCGGGUAAUGGUGCAGUGUACGUAUCCCCUGGCUGGGCUCCACCGUCUCUUCUCCUUUUAUAAGUUUGAAUCUGACGCAGCGGGUGUCGGCAGCAUUGUUCAUUCUUCACACUCAACUGAAGUUCUACAAAAACCUGCAAUGGUGUUCAACACGGUGCUUCAAACUCCAGUGCCUUCAACCAGACGUACCAGACCUGUUUUGGUGAAGCCUGGUCACUACCCCAGAGUGCCGACACGUUUACAGCAUCUCAAUUCAAUCACCAGGACUGACGGAUUUUCACAGGUCAAAGUCAAUCUGGGUCUAUUUUAGAUUGGCUUGACUUUUAAAUGCAAUUGUUAAUAAAAUAGU